UCUCUGUUCUUCUUCAUUCUCUGUUAUUAUGAAAGAAGGUAGUUGUUUGGGGUUUUUAGGCGGCGGCGGUGGUGGUUAUGGUGGUACAGAUCACAUAGCAGUAGCAGUAGAGUCUUCUUGUUGUGGAGGUGGUGGUGGUUCAAGUUCAAAAACAGGAGGGUCAAACAUGUCAACGAUAGUGUCAAAGGAGGAGGACAAUCUCAAUCUGGUCUUGUCAUCCACCGAGGUUUCUUCAUACCCCUCUCAUGAGUCCGAGUCUGAGCUCGAGUUGAGUCUUGGGUUGAGCCUUGGUGGUCCUCUUUUCAAGUCCCUACCAACCCAAACCCAAACCCUAACUCCAUGGAAUCAACGUGCUGUGAUCUUGGCCCCUCAACAUUUCCCUAAUUCUUUGCUUACCACCAACUCUUCUUCUUCUUCUUCUUCUUCCUCUGUCACCAAAGAUGUUGUCUCUGCUGCUACCAAGACACCUCCUCACAACAGUCAUGUUGUGGGUUGGCCUCCUUUAAAAAGAGAUCGGAUGAACAACUUCGUUAGCCGAGCAAAAUCACCAGCCACUGAAGAAUUUGACUUGAUAGUUGGGAGAAGUAAAAGAAAUAAUUGUACGGCAGAAAAGACUAGUAGUGGCAGCAAUGGUGACAUUAAUGCUAAGGAGAAUGGGCACCGCAAGACUUCCCUGUUCGUAAAGGUAAAUAUGGAUGGAAUUUUAAUUGGAAGAAAGGUGGAUCUAAAUGCUCAUAGAUGUUAUGAGACCUUAGUGCGGACACUGGAAGACAUGUUCGGUAAACCCACGACAUCCAUCAAUGCAAGAUGCAUAGAGGAGCAAGGUGUAAUGAAUGAAGCCACAGGAUCCUCAAAACUUUUAUACAGUUCAUCCAAAUUUGUGCUCACCUAUGAAGACAAAGAGGGAGAUUGGAUGCUUCUUGGAGAUGUUCCUUGGGGGAUGUUUAUUAGCUCUGUGAAGAGGCUUAGAAUCAUGAGGACAGCUGAAGCUAAUGGACUUGGAUUUCAAGAAAGGAACGCGAGACAAAGAAAGUAAGCCCAUAUAGAUUUUUCCUGCUUAUUUUCAGUAAGAUGAAAACAGAUCGUCUCUUGAAGAGUGAAACAUGGAAAGGAAAAGACGCCUACUGAAUGGUGAAAGCAUUUUGUUAUACUAGUGGCCGAUCCUCUGGUUCAUCUGUUGUUUUUGGUCACCACACUAUUUGCUUUUAUGUUUUUUUCAUACGUUAAUUAUCUGUUUUUGAGGCGAGCCUUUUUGUGAAGUUAGUAGCGUCUUUAUUUUUGUGUUAUAUACACAUGCAUACUUACACUGGAAGUUGUUCUUUGAUACUGUAAAGGGAGUGCUUAAUUGAUAUGAUUUUUGAGUUUUGCUACACCUUAAAAUGGAUUUGUUCAAUCCUUGUUAAUGGAAAGAGAGUUUACAUGGUUUUUGUA
Cornus florida is the source of this 1431-nucleotide messenger RNA. RefSeq names its product auxin-responsive protein IAA13-like. The coding region runs from base 29 to 1036 and encodes 335 amino acids. Gene Ontology annotation, cellular component: nucleus. Gene Ontology annotation, biological process: regulation of DNA-templated transcription. Lineage: Eukaryota; Viridiplantae; Streptophyta; Magnoliopsida; Cornales; Cornaceae. Gene Ontology annotation, molecular function: protein binding. The transcript has 5 exons. The record is from RefSeq and is a predicted model, not a curated record.